AUGGUCUAUGACAAUGUUGUGCGAGUUGAAAGUUUUAUUGAAACAAGCACAAGAAAAGCGAGUGCUCUCUUCAAGUUUAUGCAAAAACCGAAACAAGAGAGGUUAUGGAUGUCGGGGUUGGAAUAUCUACGAAACCCACAGUUUUGGGAAGACCUUCUACAAGAAGGUGUAUGGCUCAAUGAUCAACAUAUCGAUGAAGCCAUGUAUGACAUCCGGAAACGUGUACUCCAAACUGAACCGAACAGUAGCAAGUACCUUCUGUGUGAUGUGCAGUGUUGUGAAUGCUUCAAAUGGUGGAAAUUGGGGCAGAAAGAUCUCGGUCUUCUUGGACAAUACAUGAGUGGUGAAUUACCAAUUGACGGUGGUAAAAGAAAAUUGGACCAAUACAAAGGUUUUAUCAGUGUGUUGAACAUUCCGUCAUUGGUAGAUCCUUAUGUAAGUGUUCAUUGGGUCACUAUUAGAGUGGACUACAGGAACACGUCAAUUCAAGUGUAUGACUGCAAUCCGAGAAUGAAGGAGGCGACACUUAAAGUGAUUCAUCACUUAUGCAGAAGUAUCGAUGGCUAG
Messenger RNA from Tarenaya hassleriana, 567 nucleotides. RefSeq lists its product as uncharacterized. The record is from RefSeq and is a predicted model, not a curated record. NCBI's taxonomy places the organism in Eukaryota, Viridiplantae, Streptophyta, Magnoliopsida, Brassicales, Cleomaceae. The transcript is spliced from 2 exons. The coding region runs from base 1 to 567 and encodes 188 amino acids.